This is a messenger RNA of Culex quinquefasciatus (southern house mosquito), 837 nucleotides long. It is a transcript of the gene Cib2, whose product is annotated as calcium and integrin-binding family member 2. Gene Ontology annotation, molecular function: calcium ion binding. NCBI's taxonomy places the organism in Eukaryota, Metazoa, Arthropoda, Insecta, Diptera, Culicidae. The record is from RefSeq and is a predicted model, not a curated record. The transcript has 2 exons. Bases 25 to 594 code for a protein of 189 amino acids.
CCAACAGGUUCACAUCAUUUGGCCAUGGGCAACAAGGUGGUCACUUUCACCGACCAGCAGCUGGAGGACUACCAGGACUGUACGUUCUUCACGAGGAAGGACAUUCUGAGGGUGCACAAGCGGUUCCGCGAAACCAGCCCGGAGUUGGUGCCGGAGGUGAUGACCGAGGGGCAGGCCACCUCGAUACAGGUGCCGCGCGACAGGAUCGAGAAGAUGCCCGAGCUGGUGGAGAACCCGUUCAAGGGGAGGAUUUGCGAGGCGUUCUCCCGGCAGGGCGAUGGGAAUUUGACCUUUGAGGAUUUUUUGGAUCUGCUGUCGGUGUUUAGUGAGCAGGCGCCGAGGGAUAUAAAGGUGUUUUAUGCGUUUAAGAUUUAUGACUACGACAAGGACGGCUUCAUCGGCCAGUCGGACCUGCUAAGCGUAAUCACCGCCCUAACCGCUAACGACCUUACCACCGAGGAGCGCCAGCAGAUCGCCGACAAGGUUAUCGAGGAAUCGGACGUAGAUGGCGACGGAAAGUUGUCCUUUCUGGAGUUUGAACACGUGAUAACCCGAGCACCGGAUUUUAUUUCCACGUUUCACAUUCGAAUUUAAUGCCGCCGCCACUUUCGUCCAUCUGUCGGGAAAAGAGGGGAAACUUUUCGAUGAGCAUAGCUGAGACGACAACCUUCAGUUCGAAAAGCGAAGUUAUUUUACGAGUUUUCGGUAUAACAGAGUGAUGACAUCUGUUUCAAAACAGUUGGAACUGUUCAAAGGAGAUGGAUUCUGCUUAGGUUUAAUGCAAUUUGUAUGCCAGUUGUUAAUUUGAAAAUAAUAAAUUAAAAUUUUAUUAUGGAU